AUGUUCGAGCUUACCGAAGCUGAGAAGCGGAAUCACUUGCUGGAGAUAGUGGACGAAAUUAUGACCUUGGACCUGCGGGACGCGAGGGAUCUGGCAGAUGUCCUCGAAGCCACACUGAAGUCUGAAAAUUUCAUAACAACCAGCGCGAUACCUGGCCGACAGCCCUUCCCACAUCCCAUGCACAUGUUCUCGGGCUUGGAUGCUUCCACCCGGCCCUGUAUGUAUCGACCAUAUGGUAUGGGUGGUAUGCUGCCUCAGUCGGGAGCUGUACCACACCAGCAACAGCCGAGUGUCGAGUCGGCUCCUUCGGAAGAGCGUUCCAAGCCUGAGGAAGGAGCUCCCAAACCAAUGGUUGAUGAUGCAGGAGCAACAUCAACACCAGCAGCAGCAACCCAAACAGGUAGCCUUGUGGCAUUAAAGCUCACGGGCUAUGAAGACGGCAAGAAAGUCACUGUGGUGAAAGAGGUUCGAGCCCUGCUUGGUCUUGGCUUGAAAGAAUCCAAGGACAUGGUGGAAGAUCUCCCUAAGAUACUAAAGAAAGGCCUCGAUAAGGGUGAGGCUCAGAAGGUUAUGGAAAAGUUCAAGUCGGCGGGUGCUGAUGUGGUUAUCGUCUAG
Molecule: messenger RNA, 615 nt
Organism: Perkinsus marinus ATCC 50983
Lineage: Eukaryota; Perkinsozoa; Perkinsida; Perkinsidae
Product: 50S ribosomal protein L7/L12, putative
Exons: 6
Coding region: 1-615 (204 amino acids)
Biological process (GO): translation
Cellular component (GO): ribosome
Molecular function (GO): structural constituent of ribosome
Source: RefSeq, a predicted model, not a curated record